Cornus florida is the source of this 1399-nucleotide messenger RNA. RefSeq names its product cysteine-rich receptor-like protein kinase 42. Gene Ontology annotation, cellular component: plasmodesma. The transcript is spliced from 4 exons. Bases 422 to 1333 code for a protein of 303 amino acids. The record is from RefSeq and is a predicted model, not a curated record. Lineage: Eukaryota; Viridiplantae; Streptophyta; Magnoliopsida; Cornales; Cornaceae.
UAAUUUGUUUUUAUUUAUUUCUUUCUUUUGAUUAUUUCUUGAUUAGUUAGGAACUAAUUAGAGUUUUUAGAGAAGUUAUAUAAUUAAAUAAUAUUUGGAUUAUUUUAGUAAUUUUUUUAGACUCUAUCAAAAUAAAUAAUUAAAAUGAAACUUACUAAUAAAAUGAAUUAAUUAUACAUAUAAUAUUUUACUUAUAUUUGAAAUGAAAUAUGUUAUCAUGGAGUUCCCAGCAUAUCUUCAAUUUAAGUAAACUAGGUUAUUUUAUUAAUCCAUUGAAUGUGAAUCCUCAAAUGGAUUUAAUCUCAAAAAAUAUACGGAAUAGAUAUACUGUUAAUUAAUAUUUUAAUUUUUGUACUUACAAUUUUAGUUGAAAUUUUUUGAGAUGUGAUUGUUGAAGGUCUCCUUAGGCGUUGGGCGAACAAUGAAAAUAAGAUGGUGGUCGUGUUGGCAGCGGCUGAUGAUGGUGGUUUUCGUGGUGGUUGCUUUGAUCUUAGAUAUGACAACCUCUGACCCACAAAUUUAUUUGAUCCAUAAAGCAUGCAGCGGAACCCCUGCCUCGGUCUUCACCAACCUGAACAGCAUGGACUCCUUCUUCGCAGAUAUUCGAAGAGAGCUUUCCAAUAAGGACACGCACUAUGCCAUCAGAGAGACUGCCCUUGGUGACUUCCCUACAGUCUAUAUCAUGGUUCAGUGCAGGAUCUACCUCUCUGCUGCUGAUUGUGUCGGUUGCUUUGAUACCGCGGUGUCGGAGUUACGUACCUGCCCGUCUUCCAUAGGUGCUCAUAUCACCUACGAUGGCUGCUUCCUCAGGUAUGAGAUCUACAAGUUUGAUGACCAGGCAGUCCAGGCUGAGGCGGCUCCUCAUCGGAAAUGUGGCAAUCAAAGUGAAUCUCAGGCAACUGCUUUUAAUGCAGCUGUAAAACAAUUAUUAGCUGAUCUUAAAGUCGCGACACCCAAGAUUAUUAAUGGUUCAUUUGCAGCAGCAAAGAGUGAAGUGGCUGGUGGUAGUGCAGCAGUGUACGCGGUGGCACAAUGCAUUAAAACAUUAAAUGAGAGUAGGUGCCAAUAUUGCUUGACAGUGGCACAUGACGACUUAUAUUAUUGUGUACCAGCUGCAUACGGUAGGGCUUUUGAGGUCGGGUGUUUCCUAAGGUACUCGAAGACCCCUUUUUUCGCAGAUAACCAGACAAUAAAUAUCACCCAUUUCCUUGGAGGAGGGUCAACUGGAGAUAACGGGAGAACCCCUUUCCUUGGAGAAGGAUCAGGAUCAGCUAGAGAUGGGAACAAGCAUAGAUUAGCGAUUAUCAUAGGUAACAUAAUAAUAGAAAAAUAAUGUCUCUAUGCUCCUUACAUUUUAUUUAGCAUUCCAGGAAGACAAUCUUGCAAAUACUGCAUAUAA